GGACCUGACGAGUGUCCUGUUUUUGUCUGUCGGUGCCAUGGCGGCUGCCCUGCUGGGCCGGGCUCUGGCCGCUCUUCCCAGCGCCCGGCACAUUCUCAGGUUCAGUCAUGUCAAUAAUGGAAAAGUGGAACUGGCAUUUUUGGAAAAAGUUAAAAAUUUCUUCUGUUUCACAGAUGUGAGCAUUUUGGAGAUAGCAAAAAAAAUUGCAUAUGCUUGGAAAGAGCUACCAGUGUCAGAGAAACAAACAUAUGAAGCAGCUGCAAAGGUAGAGAGGCAAGCAUACAAAGAAGAACUGGCCAAAUACAAAGCACAGUUAAGUCCAGCCCAGAUAGUAGCUUUGAAAGAAGAAAGGAGACAAAAACGUGCGAAAAGAAAAGCAAUGAGGAAAAAGAGGGAAUUAACAGUGCUUGGAAAGCCUAAAAGACCUCGUACUGGCUUUAACAUUUUUAUGUCUGAACACUUCCACGAAGCUAAGGGAAUUUCAGUUCAGGCAAAGAUGAAGAAUUUAUUUGAAGAAUGGCAAGAUCUAUCCAGUUCUCAAAAGCAGACAUAUCUACAGCUUGCUGAAGAUGACAAGGUUCGGUAUGAAAAUGAAAUGAAGUCAUGGGAGGAGCAAAUGGUUGAUGUUGGACGUGAAGAUCUGAUACGUUACAAAAACAGAAGACUCAAAAAAUCAAGAGUUGCAACAGAGAAGAAAACUGUAAAAAAUGUUGUUUCAAAAAAGAGGGUUAAAACUAUAAAGAAGAUUCAAAGAACUAAAGAUUCUUCAUCACCAGAAGUUAUAGCAAAAUUAAAGACAAAAAAUUCUGAAGAAUAAAGCUGGUAAAUGUUUUAUAUUUAAUUACUUGAUUGCCAUGACUUUAUUCAACUUGUGUUAAUGCACUUAGCACUAGCACUGAAUUUUUGAAAAAAUAAGAUGGUUUAUAUAAGAUAUUUAAGAAAAAAUUGGGUAAGAGAGAUUUGAAUAUCUCCCUCAGAAUUAUCUAGAGAAAUGAUCUUUGCAGGUGUAACAUAGUCUGUAUAAACCUAAUCAACAUUAAUCAAGCUGUGAAUACUUUUGAUACCGAUUGAUUGUGAUGGGACGAGCAUUCUUGGACCCACAAUAAUGCAGACAAGUAUUAGUUUUUGUAAUUUAUACGAUAUUUUAAUGAGAGCAACCAUAAUCUGUGAUAUUAUCUUCUAGAUGUUGUAACUAAUUGGGAGAUGAAACUCGAAUUUACAACAGAAGUAUGUUCUGUUUCCUCCCUAGUGUUAGUAGCGCAUGCAUUAGCUGGAAAUAAAUGUCUGGGUAUGUAUUUUUUGCUAAUUUCAGUUCCUCUCACAACAAAUGUAAACUUCAGAAUUAUGUACACAUUUAGUUGUUACUUGCAUCCAUAUUCAUCUGUGUACCACUUGUAUGUAUCACACAUCUAUGCAUACAUUUAAGUUGAAUAGAAUAAAAAAAUCAAUGAGUUUUGUACAAAAUA
This is a messenger RNA of Gopherus flavomarginatus (Mexican gopher tortoise), 1466 nucleotides long. It is a transcript of the gene TFAM, whose product is annotated as transcription factor A, mitochondrial. Gene Ontology annotation, molecular function: transcription cis-regulatory region binding. The transcript has 7 exons. The record is from RefSeq and is a predicted model, not a curated record. NCBI's taxonomy places the organism in Eukaryota, Metazoa, Chordata, Testudines, Testudinidae. Bases 38 to 817 code for a protein of 259 amino acids.